AUGGCUGAGACUACAGCUGAUGUAGUCGAUAUCCUCUCGUCGGUCACUUAUACUGACAAGCCUCUUCGACCAAACGAAUGCCGACUUCUGAAGCUUCACGAGACUUGCACUGGAGAUGACAUACGUGUUUCACUUACGGUCUGCUCACUGGAUUUUGAUCGACGGGACUCCCGGUAUUAUGCUCUUUCAUAUACUUGGGGCCAUCCUUAUGGCGAAUCUGAAGAUGGCACUGAACUAACAUCAACCGGAAAAUCCCCCAUUAUCGUGUGUGAUGGCAUUCCACUAAAGGUCAAGAGAAACCUGUUCGAAGCCCUGCUUCAACUUGCAGCAAGAAGAUAUUUUGUGGACCUUUGGAUCGAUGCUAUCUGUAUUGACCAGAGCGAUGAUUCCGAAAGGACGAAGCAGAUCCAGUUGAUGGCCGACAUUUAUUCGAAGGCGAAGGAGGUAAUCAUCUGGCUGGGAUGUGGCGACGAUGAAUCGAAGGAGGCGAUUCCUAUCAUUGAGAAAUUUGGACGUCAAUUGUUGCUCGCACAAGGACCUCACAUUCCUUUCAAUGAUAGGACCUACCUGGAAAGCCAUGGCUUGUAUCCACUAAGCGAAACUCAAUGGAAAGCGAUCCUGAUAUUCUUUCGUCGCAGAUGGUUCAGGCGGGUGUGG
Molecule: messenger RNA, 657 nt
Organism: Hyaloscypha bicolor E
Lineage: Eukaryota; Fungi; Ascomycota; Leotiomycetes; Helotiales; Hyaloscyphaceae
Exons: 1
Source: RefSeq, a predicted model, not a curated record